Otolemur garnettii (small-eared galago) is the source of this 402-nucleotide messenger RNA. It is a transcript of the gene CLPS, whose product is annotated as colipase. Lineage: Eukaryota; Metazoa; Chordata; Mammalia; Primates; Galagidae. The transcript has 2 exons. The coding region runs from base 25 to 240 and encodes 71 amino acids. Gene Ontology annotation, biological process: positive regulation of catalytic activity; lipid catabolic process; response to food. Gene Ontology annotation, molecular function: lipase binding; enzyme activator activity. The record is from RefSeq and is a predicted model, not a curated record. Gene Ontology annotation, cellular component: extracellular region.
CCCACACCUGCUGUCCUGCUCACCAUGGAGAAGGUCCUGGUCCUUCUGCUCAUCGCCCUCUCAGUGGCCUAUGCAGCUCCUGAUCCCCGGGGGAUAAUCAUCAGCCUGACACUCUAUGGGGUUUACUACAAGUGUCCCUGUGAGCGAGGCCUGACCUGCGAGGCGGACAAGACCAUUGUUGGCGCCAUCACCAACACCAACUUUGGCAUCUGCCAUGAUGCUGGGCGCUCCAAGCAGUGAGACCACCCACCCACUCCUGCACCCAGCCCAGAACACUGCAGGAUGCUAGACCUAGGGCCACCUCUCUCCUCCUCUGCCACCUCUCCCUGGCUGGCCACCUCCCUGACCAGCACCUCUGUUUCCUGAUUAGGCUCUUGGCAAUUAAAGCCCUCCUGCAAACCU